CUUGUAGACGAUCUUUGCCCAAAAUAGUUCAACUCUUCCACUUCUUUGCUACAUUGGCUCUGGACUCACACUAUGGAGUCGCGUCCGAUCGGGUUGUAUAUAACGGACCUGCAUGCCCCUAGACUUGACCAUGACCGUGGUGUGGAAUUCUGCCCAUCCUUUCGACAGACAUGACCAAGAAGCUCAUCUUCGGUCUCACGGCUCUUGCCUCCAUCGCAUCUGUUGUGGUGUCUGAUACGUGCCGGACGAUACAGGACACCACCGCCAUUGAACUCGACCAUCCGUUGUCUACCGACUACCUGACUGAGAACUUCGAAUACUGGUCAACGGCCUGCAGUGCCCUCAAGCCCUCGUGUAUUCUCUCGCCCACAACUGCUGAGGAGGUGUCGACGAUUGUCAAGACUCUGCGGGCAAAUGGAAACACCGAGAAGUUUGCGAUCAAGUCUGGCGGCCAUAGCCCCAACAAGUACUUCGCAAGCAUCGAUGGGUCACCCUUGAUCUCGACUCGGAAACUCAACGAGGUGAAUCUCGAUGCCGCUUCCCAGACGGUUCGUGUCGGUCCGGGCAAUCGAUGGGUAGACGUUGCAAAAGCUCUGGAUGGUAGUGGAUAUACUCCUGUCGGUGGCCGUAUUGGUGACGUUGGUGUCGGGGGUCUCAUGCUAUAUGGUGGACUGAGCUUCUUGAGUGCUCAGAAUGGUUGGGCAAUGAGCAAUGUUCUUGAAUAUGAGGUGGUGCUUGCCAACGGUACCAUCGCCAAAGCUUCCAAGGACCAUAAUAAAGACUUGUUCGACGCCAUGCAUGGUGGUGGAAACAAUUUUGGCAUCGUCACGUCCUUCCUGCUCCAGGCGUACCCUAUUGACAACGAGAUCUGGGCCGGCUACUUCAUCUUCACGCCCGACAAGCAAUCGCAGAUCCUCGCUGCCAUUCGUGACUUUACCGAGAAUUACGAUGACCACCCCAAAGCUGCCAUCAUAUCCACGACGGUCAUGCCUCUCGAUCUCGUCGAGGCCUGGCUGAUGUUUGUGUUCUACGACGGCCAGGAUCCUGGUGAUGCCUUCAAACAAUUUCUCGACAUUGGACCGAUUGCCAACACCGCAAAGAAGCAGUCAUACGCAUCAUACCUCGAGGCGAACAACUUUGCAGCUAUCCGUGGCUUCAGCUACGAGAUGGGCACUGAGACCACGCCUCUGCCCGCCAAAACCGAUGUUUACGUCCUCGACAGCUACAUCAACUUCUGGCGCAAGACGGCCAAGACUCUUUUCGCGACGGCCGGAAUCAUCGCCUCGAUCGCAUACCAGCCCGUACCAAAGCGUCAGCUCCGCAUUGCAAAGGAGAAGGGCGGCGACCUCCUCGACAUGGACGAGAAUUAUGACUACAUCGUCUUCGAGAUGAACUUGUCGUACAUCAACCUCCCCUUCGACUGGGACGACAAGCGCGUGCAAGACGCCAUGAAGACGCUGUACACCGGCCAAAAGGCCCUCAUCGACGGGUUCAUCAAAAACGGCUCGCUGCCCAGCAUUCCUCACCUCCCCCUUUUCGCCAACGACGGUAACCAGGGCCAGGACUAUUGGGGCCGCAUCAAGCCGGAGAAGCGCGCGUUCGCAAAGAAAGUGCAAGAACUCGUCGACCCGGACAACUUCUUCCGCAGCAGGACUGGCAGUUGGAAGGUCUGAAUGCUGAACGAGCGAAAGGACCUUUUUACUUUUUUUUCUUCGUGCGUAGAGCUUACGUAUCUGUUCCGUAUCUGGUAAUUGGAUAUGAAAUCAUGAUCUUGGCUUACUCAUGUCAUCGGCCCCCAGUUCCAAGCAUUGUCUUCGUCUUGGACGCCGUGGUUCCUACACUUACUCACAUGUUAUGUCGGCCUCUGCCCCACCUUCCCCUUAGUCACGCCCCCGGAGGUUCCGAUGCAACGGCUCUGUCGUCCCUUACACUGACCCUUCCCUACCUUGAGACAACAAUGACAUAUAUAAAGAGUAUUUACAAAAAAG
Pseudovirgaria hyperparasitica is the source of this 1988-nucleotide messenger RNA. Its product is annotated as FAD binding domain-containing protein. Gene Ontology annotation, molecular function: FAD binding. The record is from RefSeq and is a predicted model, not a curated record. The coding region runs from base 171 to 1673 and encodes 500 amino acids. The transcript is spliced from 3 exons. Lineage: Eukaryota; Fungi; Ascomycota; Dothideomycetes; Acrospermales; Acrospermaceae.